GAGUGAAAUUUUAUAUACCAUCUCCACGGCUGAGGCCUGACAACCCAACCAGAUUUUAGGUAGUUACCUCUGUCGCUUGCCGCUCGCUGCCCGCCUUCCCCCCUUCGCUCCGCCACAUCUUCCGCCCGCUUGAACUCCUAGCGGUAGGAUAUAUUUGCCGCUUCCCUCUGGCUCCUUGCGCUUGUACUGUAUCUUCCUCCUCCCCGGUCCGUUGGUUCACCCCCCUCGCCCCCUUUCGGCUCGAGUUAGAUCAUCCAUCGGCUGUAAAGCCGGCGGGUGGCUUCGCUUCGGCGCGCGGGACGGGGCUCGCUUUCCGGGAGGCCGCCCCUGCGACGACAGCCGCGCCAUUUUCUAUUCCAGCGGAGGGGGAGGUUCCGGGUCGUAGUGGUGCUGCAUUGGCUGCGGUAAGCGGGCUUCGUAUCGGCCAACAGGGGAGGUCCACGGCGGUUAGUGGUUGAGCCGCCGACUGCGUGCUGCGGCGAGUAUUAUCUAUCGAUCGCCAUGGCGGACAAGUGUGAUUCCUGGUGAUUCUCUCGAGCUGCCACUGGUGGGGGGAAGCAUGGCGGGGGAGGGCGUCGGGCGGUGCAUACUGGUGGGGCUGCACAUGGACGCCGUCGGCAAGGAGCUGCUGCAGUGGGCGCUCAACCAGGCGGCCAGGAGCGGCGACCGCGUCGUCGCCGUCCACAUUUACCGCAAAUCCGACCUGUGCAAGACGAACGCGCUGACGCUGAUCAGGACGCUGGACGACUACCUGGCGGAGUACGAGGCCAUCUGCAGCAAGAAAGACAUCGUCCUCGUGGGGCGGGUGACGCCGGGGAGCUCGAUCCAGAAGGUGCUGGUGAAGGAGGCAAAGCUCUGCGCGGCCAUGGCGGUGGUGAUUGGCGCCAACAAGAAGUACUCCUUCGGUGGCUCGACCGGCCUCGCCAAGUACUGCGCCAGGAAGCUCCCGCCGACGACCAGCGUCGUCGCCAUCCAGGGCGGCAAGGCCAUCUUCGUCAGGGAGGCCCCCCGGCCGCCACUUGGAGCAGAGCCCAAGCCGGUGCUCCGCACGCUGCUGCACCCCAGCGUCGGGAUGGAGCCCAAGGUGAUCAUCCCCAACCCCAACCGCCGGAGCGCGCGGUCCAUGGACUUCGACGCCGCGGGCUGCGGCCAGUGCGCCGCGCCGCCGCAGCCCAAGAAGCCCUGCGACGACGACGACGCUGCCGUCGCCAAGGCCGUCGUCGUGCGCGUGCCGGCGCCCGAGCAGAAGCUCGGCUGGCCUUUGCUCCGGCGCGCGCCUCCCGGAGCGCAGGCCGCCAAGGGUGACCACGAGACGACGCGCAAGCAGUCGGUGGUGCACUGGGUGAUGAGCCUGCCGCGGCGCUCCUCGCCGUCGGCGUCCCCGGAGCCGGCGCAGGAGGGGCUGGCGGCCGACCUGAGGCGGACACUGGGCGGCGCGCCGUCCCGGUGCCGGUGGUUCCGGUACGAGGAGCUCUACGACGCCACCAACCACUUCUCCCCGGGCAACCUGGUGGGCAAGGGCGCGCACAGCCGGGUGUACCGGGGCGGCCUGGCGAGCGGGCAGCGGGUGGCGAUCAAGCUGUGCCGCGCGUCGGCGGAGGCGUCCAAGGACUUCCUCCGGGAGGUGGACAUCAUCACCAAGCUGCAGCACGGCCGCAUCGUGCCGCUCGUGGGCGUCUGCGUCGAAGGCCCCAACCUCAUCUCCGUCUACCGCUACCUCCCCCGCGGCAGCCUCGAGGACAACCUGCACGGGAAGAGGUCGAAGCCGGCGCUGCCGUGGGAGAAGAGGUACCGGGCGGCGGUCGGGGUCGCCGAGGCUCUGAGCUACGUGCACUCCGGCUGCUCGCGGCCGGUGAUCCACCGCGACGUCAAGUCCUCCAACAUCCUCCUCACGGAGGACUUCGAGCCCCAGUUGUCCGAUUUCGGGCUCGCAAUCUGGGCGCCGUCCAGCCCGUCGUCCCUGACGCACAGCGACGUCGUCGGCACGUUCGGGUACCUUGCGCCGGAGUACUUCAUGUACGGGAAGGUGACGGACAAGGUGGACGUGUACGCGUUCGGGGUGGUGCUGCUGGAGCUCCUCACCGGGCGGAGGCCCAUCACCGGCGACGGCUCACCAAAGGGCCACCACCAGAGUCUCGUCAUGUGGGCGACUCCGAUCCUCAACGGCGGCGACAUCUCCGACCUGCUGGACCCGAGCCUGGACUUGAAGCACGACGAGGUGGAGGUGCGGCGGAUGGCCGUCGCGGCGUCGCUCUGCCUGGGGCGAUCGGCGCGCCUCAGGCCCCCGAUAUCGCAGAUACUGAGCAUACUGCGGGGAGAAGAGGACGCGACGAGCCUGGCGGCCUCGGAGCCGGACUGCGUUGUGGACGACGAGACCUACCCGGCGGCCAACGUGAGGUCGCACCUAGGCCUGGCGCUGCUGGACGUGGAGGACGCCGAGUCCAUCUCCAGCACCGAGCACACCAACCUCAGCCCGCUCGAGGAGUACCUCAGACAACGCUGCAGCCGAUCCUCCAGCUUCGAUUGACCUUUUGUUCUUUUUACAUUUUCUUCUCCUUUCUGGAUGAGUUUGGUUGUCUUUUGUUCGAGUUACAAACUCAUGUACAUAACAUAAACAAAGCAGGUGCCACAUUUCAGGCACCCAGGGACAUGAUAGCCGACAGACAUGCCACCCACAGAGAAAAAACAAAGUGAAAAAUGGAA
Molecule: messenger RNA, 2703 nt
Organism: Aegilops tauschii subsp. strangulata
Lineage: Eukaryota; Viridiplantae; Streptophyta; Magnoliopsida; Poales; Poaceae
Product: protein kinase STUNTED
Biological process (GO): protein phosphorylation
Molecular function (GO): ATP binding; protein kinase activity
Source: RefSeq, a predicted model, not a curated record